GAAACCAACACACCAGGUAUAUAUACAUCUAUUUUUUUUACAUUUCUAAAUGUCACAUGAAGCUCUGAAAAUAUCAUUACAACGGGUUUUAUAAAUAACCCCACCCCCCACCUCUACCGCCACUACCUCAAUGGGGUCUUUGUAACAGAGGGACAAGCGAUGCAGUUUAGAGGGAGAGAGAUAGAGAGCGUCAGACAGGAUGUGUCUCUGUCAGAGCUGCUGCUGGAGUUCACUUUCCUCUUACAAAUUAUUAUUCAGGAUCAUCAGCUGAUAACUAACCAAUCAUCAGACCUCAAUAAACACAGGACUCCAACACCUGCAUGUGGACGGUAAGACUGUUUGUUUAACUUUUAGGGUUAGGUUUGGUGAGGAGUUAGGGUUAGCAAACCAAAUUCCAGCGAAAUAAUCACUGAUUGUAGCCAUGCAUGUUUCAGAAUGUGUAACUGAAGCAGCUUUAACAGGCUCAACUGGAGGUUUAGCAUCAAAUUACGUGUGUGUAAAAUCUUCUGAUGACGAUGUAUGAAUUGUCACAUUCAGGGCGGAGAGUUGUAGGAUUCAGAAAGUACGACUUCUCAAAGCUUCUGAGGGAUAAUGAAUAGAAUAUUUAUGACCUGUGACAGUUUUCUAAAAAUGAGAUGAUUCAUCUGAUAUGGUUUUGAUUCAUAAUUUACGAUUUAAAUAUAUUGUAAUUUACUUACUUUUUAGAUGGAAAUAUCUCCUCUCCCUCUAAUCCCUCUGAUUGGAUCAAAGAGAUUCUGCAAUAUAUCAAGCUGGAGACUAUCGGACACUGUCCUUAAGGGUCCGUCCUGACAUUUCACACAACCUGGCAGCCUUUUCAGACAUGUGUUGAAUAGAUGAAUCAGAGCCUGUCGUCCAAUGAUUCUGUGUGUCGGUAGAUAACAGUGUAGGACAACUGAUGCUAACUUUGCGUGGCAUGUCUGUUGGGUGGGUAUAAUAUGGUACUAUGUUUUGUAUGUUUUUGUACAAGGUGAAAACCAGGAAUGAAGACACAUUGAUUCACAUGUUCUUAAAAAAGGAGGCCAUUUUAAUGCUUUUAAUGAUUAUAAAGAAUAAAGAUUCAAGUCCUGAAUUAAAAACAUAUGACUCAAAAACAAGGUUGUAAGCAGCAUAAUAUUCAAAACCAUUAUUGUUAUUCUUGUUAUUAGUUUUUUUUUGUCUGUGUCUCUGAAAGGAUCAACAUUUCUUCAUCACCUCUUCCUACAACAAAUCAGGCCAGUUUCAAUCGUCAAGUUGGACAGUCUUACAUUUUGUCUGACAUUUGUCUCUUAACUGGAAAUUUUGACUUCUCUUUAUUUUAUGAUAUGUUUUUUUUCUUUUUUAGAUACUCUGAUGUGUCUUUAUUGGACAGUCUGAUGACUCGUUAUUGGACAGUCUGAUGUCUCAUUGUUGGACAGUCUGUUGUCUCUUUAUUUGACAGUCUGAUGUCUCUUCAUUGGACAGUCUGAUGUCUCGUUAUUGGACAGUCUGAUGUCUCUUCAUUGGACAGUCUGUUGUCUCUUUAUUGGACAGUCUGAUGACUCGUUAUUGGACAGUCUGAUGUCUCAUUAUUGGACAGUCUGUUGUCUCUUUAUUGGACAGUCUGAUGUCUCUUCAUUGGGUAGUCUGAUGUCUCUUUAUUGGACAGUCUGUUGUCUCUUUAUUGGACAGUCUGAUGUCUAUGUAUUGGACAGUCUUUUGUCUCUUUAUUGGACAGUCUGUUGUCUCUUUAUUGGACAGUCUGAUGUCUCUUUAUUGGACAGUCUGAUGUGUUUCUAUUGGACAGUCUGUAGUCUCUUUAUUGGACAGUCUGAUGUCUCUUUAUUGGACAGUCUGUUGUCUCUUUAUUGGACAGUCUGAUGUCUCUUUAUUGGACAGCCUGUAGUCUAUUUAUUGGACAGUCUGAUGUCUCUUUAUUGGACUGCCUGUAGUCUCUUUAUUGGACAGAUUUUUUGUAGGCGCUUUGUUUUACAUCUCUUUGUUGGACAGUUGGACAUCUUCUAGUUGUAGUGUGUCUACUCAGAGAUGAAAAGCCACUUUCUUCAGAGCGCGCUCAUUGUGUAUUUCCUGUUGCUGUGGGAGGAGUCAGGCUGUAAGGCAUUGUCACUGAAGCCCUUCCUCCUGCAUAAGAUAUCAGGAGAAAGGGGAGGUGAUGUGGGAGGAGCACGAGGUGCUGAAGGACAAGUAAGAGGAAUCAACUCCCCCCACAGGAGGAAAAGAAGCUGGGUGUGGAACCAGUUCUUCAUCCUGGAGGAGUAUACUGGAGAUGAGCCGCUGUACGUUGGAAAGCUCCACUCGGAUGUGGAUAAAGGGGACGGUCAGGUGAGGUACUUCCUGAGUGGUGAAGGAGCAAUGUCCAUCUUCACCAUUGAUGAAAACACUGGGGAUAUUCACGCCACCAAGAGGCUGGAUCGGGAACAGCAAGAAUACUUCACCUUGAGAGCUCAGGCCAGAGACAGAAACACCAACCUGCUGGUUGAACCCGAGUCUCUGUUCAUCAUCAAAGUCCAGGACAUCAAUGACAACGAGCCAAAGUUCCUGGACGGACCGUACACAGCCAGGGUACCGGAGAGGUGUCCUGUAGGUACGUCUGUGAUGACAGUUGUGGCGACAGACGAUGACGAUCCAACUUAUGGAAACUCUGCCGGAUUAGUUUACAGCCUCCUGCAAGGUCAGCCAUUCUUCUCUGUGGAGCCAAAGACCGGUGUGGUGCGGACGGCUCUUCCUGACAUGGAUCGGGAGAUACGUGACAACUACCUACUGGUCGUCCAGGCCAAGGACAUGAUUGGUCAGAUGGGGGGUCUGUCAGGCACUACUUCUGUCACUGUGAUGCUGACUGAUGUCAACGACAACCCGCCUCAUUUCCCCCGCAAGAGUUACCAGUUCAGUGUUCCAGAGUCUGCCAUGGUUUUCACAGUGGUUGCUAAGAUCAAAGCUCUGGAUCUGGAUAUUGGUCUAAACUCUGAGAUGGACUACCGAGUUCUGGAUGGAGAUGGACUGGGAACCUUCCGGGUCAUCACUGACCCAAAUACACAGGAAGGCCUGGUGACUCUACAAAAGGCUCUGGAUUUUGAGGCCAAAUCGAGCUACUUGUUGCGUGUGGAGGCGUCCAAUCACUUUCUGGAUGCUCGUUUCCUGUCCAUUGGUCCUUUCAGAGAUGUGGCUGUGCUCCGUCUGCUGGUGGAGAACGUGGACGAGCCUCCAGUCUUCUCUUCAUCCAUUAGUCGAAUGGUGGUCUCUGAAGCAGCUGCAGUGGGAGCUGAGGUGGGGUCAGUUUCAGCUCGAGACCCAGACAACAUCAACAGUCCUAUCAGGUACUCUAUAGACAGAAAGUCCGAUGUGGAGUGUUACUUUAACAUUGAUAGCGUUUCAGGAGUGAUUAGCACAGCCAGGCCUUUGGACAGAGAGAUCAAUGCUGUGCACAACAUCAGCGUCCUGGCCACCGAGAUCUUGGAUCUGUCUCAGGUGGGGAAAUCUGUGGUUCUUAUAUCUGUGACGGACAUUAACGAUAACGCUCCCAGCUUGGCUAACGACUACAAAACAUUUGUAUGUGAGAAUGCAGAACCUGGACAGGUAAACAACACCUGUUUGUUUGAACUGCUGUGUUUAUAACUAAUAUGUUUUACUCUGAAAGAAUAAUCAGAUCAAUAGAGAGGGAGAGAACAGAACAGAGAGAGUGAGAGAUGGAGGUACAACAAAUGGUCGAGGACGGGAAUGUAUGAGGGGCCGUAUAGGCCAAAAUUCACAUUUUACCUCUCACAUACACACAAACACCUCUCACAUACACACAAACACCCCUCACAUACA
Labrus bergylta (ballan wrasse) is the source of this 3804-nucleotide messenger RNA. The record is from RefSeq and is a predicted model, not a curated record. Lineage: Eukaryota; Metazoa; Chordata; Actinopteri; Labriformes; Labridae.